AAAACGUAAACCAGGAAAACUUAAAAAUCCCCAAACCCCCCCUCUCUCUUUCUCUCUCUAAACCCCCUCUUCUCUCUCUCUCUAAAACCCCCAAAAAUCUCAGACGCCAUGUCCCAAUGCGCUGUUCCUUUGGUUAAACAUGUCUCGUACGACUUUGUUGUGCCUUAGAAUUUCGCAGUCUCUGCUACAUUGGUAAGCUCGGUGACCUUUGUCCGGUUUUGAUCUUAUUCGCUUCGUACAAUUUCCCCUAGUCUUUUUUGAGUUUUUUUUUUUUUUUUUUGGGUUUCGGGGUCUGAUUAGCUCUUCAGAUAAGCGCUUCAAAUCCUAGAUUUAGGGUGUGUCCAGCUUUACUUCUUAAGUAAAUCAGUGGAGGUUUUGUUUACGUGUGUUUGGGUUUAAAAUGGAAACAGGUGAAACUAUUUGAAGCGGAGUUUCGACUUGUUUGAAAUUUAGGUUUUGUGGAUUUUGUGAGAGAUGAGGGAGGGUUUGAGAUCUGGGAAGGUAUUGCUGAUUCCGGAGAAAGAUAGGAAAGAUCAGGUGUCUCCAAAUAACAAUGUUCAAAAUGAACUGAAGGAGACAGUUUCCGAUUCAGACGGCAAGGAAAACCCCCAUUUUAUUUUGGGCAAUGUGGAGAAUGAGAGAGAGUCAUUGGUAGUGGGAAUUGGGAAAAAUGGAGGUGCGUUGGUCAAGGAGUGUGUAGAAGAUGGGGAAGAUAGGUUAGUUGAGAAUGAGAGGAAAAGGAGGGCUGGUGGUGGUGAAGAUAGUGAACAUGGCGGUAUUCUGAAGAAGAAGGUGAAGGAAGAAGAGGGUUUGGAUUGUAAAGUGUGCAUUCCUGGUCGGGUUUUGAGGUCGGGGUUUGUGGUGAAAAGUGGGGGCAAUGAGGAAAGCCAUAAGGGAGAGAGUGAACGUGGUUUUAGUGGGAAAGGCACAUGGAAUGAUGGGCGCGAGAAGAAUAAGGUUAAGGUGGAAAAUGAAGAAAUUGAUCUAGGGGUUGGUAGGCCGAAUAUGAAUUUGAAACGUAAGCGCGGGAGGGGGAGACCCCGAAAGACAGAAAAGGAAACGGGUGAUCAAUCGGUUGGUAGGUUGAAGAAAAAGUUGAAACGUGGGCGUGGGAGACCCCCAAAGUUGGAGGAAAGUAAUAGGGUUUUGAAGGCUGAGCUUGAUAGACCCCAAAAAGCAGAAAAGGGAAGGGGUGAUCAAUCAGUUGGUAGGUUGAAGAAAAAGUUGAAACGUGGGCGUGGGAGACCCCCAAAGUUGGAGGAAAGUAAUAGGGCUUUGAAGGCUGAGCUUGAUAAGAGAGGAAACGUGGCUGGGUUGAGGAAAGGUGGGAAGGAUUUAAAGCUGAGAGAUAGUGUGAAGAGGAAUGCACCAACUACUAGUUCAUGCUCGGAAAAGAGAUGUAUUGGGAAAGAAUUCAAUGUGAAGAGGUUUUCACCAGCAAAGAAGAAUAAAUUUGGGAAAGAUUUGGAAGCUGAGGACAACAAUGCUUCAUUACGGCUGUCACCAAAGAUGGCAAAUGCAUCUAGUGUCAAGAAAGAGACAAGCAAAGGAGGGACAGUUAAACAGGAGGAUGAAGUCGUGGAGCCUGGUAGAUUUGCAACAAAGCAAUUAGUAAGGGACAAAAUAACAGAACUUCUUUUUAGUGCAGGCUGGACGGUUGAGUAUAGGCCUAGAUUUGGAAGAUCUUACAAUGAUGCGGUUUAUGUUAGUCCAGAUGGAAAGACACACUGGUCGGUCACAUUGGCUUACAGAAUGCUUAAACAGCAUUAUGAAGCUGGUGAUGGUGAAUCUAAGACUUAUAAGGCUGGUUUUGUAUUUACUUCAAUACCAGAGGAGGAAUUUGGCAUACUAAAAAGGGUAGUCUCUAAAACAAGGGCCGACAAAAACAAAAAGCGCAAUGAUGGUGAUAAGACUGGAGUUAUGGAAAAGAAAAGGCACAAGGAAAAACCAAGUUCUAUCAUGAGUCCCGGGGGUAAGUCAGUUAAGGGGAGAAUGAAACGGAAAUCUUCGCUUCAUGAGCAGGAUGAUUCAGCUGGUACAUCACAAGAAGUAUUGCCAAUUUCAGUCAGGGGUCAUAAGCGACGACAAACACAAAAUAAAAAGCGAUGUGCUUUGUUGGUUCGCAACACUAAAGAGGGGGUGGAUUCAGAUGUUGAUGGCUAUAUUCUAUAUAAUGGGAAACGUACUGUGUUUGGCUGGAUGAUUGAUUUGGGAAUGGUACCACUUAAUGGGAAGGUGCAGUUCAUGAAUCAGAGGAGGACAUGUGUAAGGCUUGAGGGUAGAAUUACGAGAGAUGGCAUUCAUUGUGACUGUUGUAGUGAAAUCAUCCCAAUCUCAAAAUUUGAAGCUCAUGCAGGAAGCAAUCCCUCUCGGCCAUAUCAAAAUAUAAUUCUUGGGACUGGAACUUCCCUCUUGCAGUGCCUGCUAGACUCAUGGAAUAAACAAGAGGAAUCCCGAUGUAAAGGGUUCCAUUUCAUAGAUGUUGAUGGUGAAGACCCAAAUGAUGAUACAUGUGGUAUCUGUGGAGAUGGUGGGGACUUGAUCUGUUGUGAUGGUUGCCCAUCGACAUUCCAUCGAAGCUGCUUAGAUAUUGAAAAUUUUCCUUCAGGUGACUGGCACUGUGUAUAUUGUUCAUGCAAAUUUUGUGGGAUGGGUGGUGAGAAUACGUAUGAAAGGCAUGAUAAUGAUGACAUCGCCGUAUCUUCAUUACUUAUGUGUGGUUUGUGUGAGGAAAAAUUCCACCAAUCCUGCAUUCAAGCGAGGGAUGCUACAAGUGUUGAUUCCAGUUGUCCAUCCUUUUGUGGUAUGAAAUGUCAAGAGUUAUUUGAGAGACUACAGAUGCUUCUUGGGGUCAAACAUGAAUUGGAAGGAGGAUUUUCAUGGACUCUUAUCCGCCGGUCAGAUGUUGGAUCAAAUAUUUCUCCUAGUGAAAUUCCUCCAGAGGUUGAAUGGAAUUCUAAGCUAGCUGUGGCAUUUUUCAUAAUGGAUGAGUGCUUUUUACCUGUUGUUGACCACAGAAGUGGAGUCAAUCUAAUCCAUAAUAUUCUCUAUAAUUGUGGGUCAAAUUUUACUCGUCUGAAUUAUAGUGGUUUUUUCGCUGUAAUACUUGAGAGGGGUGACGAAAUCAUCUCUGCAGCAUCCAUCAGGAUUCAUGGAAACCAGUUAGCAGAGAUGCCAUUCAUUGGGACCCGCCAUAUGUAUAGGCGUCAAGGGAUGUGCCGUCGGCUUCUGAGUGCCAUUGAAUCUGUUCUGUGCUCUCUGAAUGUUGAGAAACUGGUCAUUCCUGCAAUCUCCGAACUUAGAGAAACAUGGACUUCAGUUUUUGGUUUCAAAACCCUUGAAGUAUCAACCAAGAAGAAAAUGAGGAACAUGAAUUUGUUGGUGUUCCCCGGCAUAGAUAUGUUGCAGAAACCAUUAUUGAAGCAUCAAUUUGCUGAUGAUAGUAUGAUUUCUACACAAGGUAUGAUGUCCACUGAACCCAUGGCGUCACAUAAUUCUGAUGCGAGAUAUUCAGCUGGGUCGGAUUUGAAUGUUUCUACCAGGUCUCCGGCAGCUCAUGCACAUGACAGAAACGAACCUACUGCCCUUGAAUCCUGCUCGCAGCUUCUUGAUGGCUCCUUGAAUGAUACAUCUGAUGAACCAGGUGAGACUGUCGAUUUACCCAAAUGUGUUACUGAUAUGAAAUGUCAAGUUCAAAUCCAUGUGACUCACGAUAAUCUGGAGGAGAACAAAACUGUUGUGAAACCGUUGGAUUCAGUUUUUGAUGCUAAUGGACCAACUGAAGAGAUUAGGGAAUAUCAGAUUGCUGCUUCUGGUUCCGUCAUUCGAGACCCUGAUGAGAAGACAAUAGAAUUGGACUCCCAAUCGGACCAUGAAAGCAAAUUAUUCACAGUAUCUCAUAUUGGGUCUGAAGCUUCUGAUUGUGUAAAACCAUUUGUUAGUGCUUCUGGGGUGGAUACUGACCGUGUUGAUUGUGAGAUGAAAAUAGAAGAUGGCAUUGUUGAACACAACUCUGAAACUAUUAUGUGUCAGCCCGGAGAAGUGGCUUGUGUGGAUGGAUUAGAAGUUUCUGGUGUGAAUAUUGUUUUCCAUAAUCUAGAGGCUGCAAGUCAGAUGUCUCUUGAUGCAAAGGACAUCAAGCAUUACGGUUCUCAACAGUUGCAGGAAGUGGGAUGUGUUCUUGAGUCAGAUGGAAGGAUGCUCGACACUCAAGAAGGGAAAAUUAGCCAUGCUGCUGUUCCGCAUAUGUCUACAGCAUCGGAUGAGGUGGAUCCAACAUCUACUGUUUGUUCUGGCUCCCAGAUUCUGCCCAAGAGUAGCAAUAUUUCGUGUGCUGAAGCCCUCCCAACUUUAGCACCAGCUUGCAUGGUUCACCCAACUUACUCCUCAGUUCACCAAAGGGGACUAACCGUUAUGAAUGGUUUUCCUGUUGAAUCCAACAUUAGUCCUUCCUGCCAGGGUAAUGGGCUGGAUACUCAUGAGGCAGAUGUCUCUACUACAGUUGAGGGGAGAUGUCAUUUUUCUUGUGAAGUUUCUUUAAAUCCCAUCACGAAACGUAAUUUGCCAACUUGCAUGAGUAAUGGAGUUUGCAUGUCCACGGAGAUUGCUUUUGAUUCUCAUGAGGCUGUGGUGGAUGGUGUCCAUGAAGAGAUAGAAGCAUCACCUGCGGCUCAGACUAUUUUCAAUUCUACCCGUCAGGAUUUAGCUCUUGAGAGGCUGGAGGUGAAGAACAUAUCUUCAAAGCAAUUUGAAUCUGGUUCACAGGUUGAUCACAUUAGUUCAGCACAUUGCAAUUCUAAAUCUUCCGAGCAAUGUGAGGCUGUUCAGCAGAUUGAUCAUGCAAGUAUCACGCAGUGCAAUUCUGAGUCUGUGCAACUUAAGCUCUGCUUCUGAUAUGGCUCUUCACUGUGCCACUAAUGGGGGUAAUUCAUGUGGGCACCCGAGGCAAUAGUUCUAUCAAACCAGGCUAGUUGAUUUCCUUUUGGUCCAUUUGCUGUAGAAAGCAGGAUUUUGAUGGCAGCCGUUAGCAGAGUUGCCGGUACGUAACCAAUUUUGUAAAUGACUAGGAUGUGCUUGGAGUUUUUUGACACUUCAUCCCAGUGGCGAAUCCUGCCAAUUUUUUGAAUCUUUAAAUUCCUAGUGGUGUGGGGAUGUUCCAAAGUCGGGGAGCAAUGACAAAGGAAAAAAAAAAAAUGACAGAUAUUUUGAUUUUUUUAGUUCUGUCACAAGUACAGUUGUUAAUAGCAAUGUAAGAUAGUAGUAUAAUGUAGGGUUGCCAAAAUGUCAAUUAGAUGCCUUGGAGGGUUGUGUAUUUUGGGUCUCCCCCAUCCUCAAUGUAAAUGAAACUGUUGCUUAAUCAUAUGAAUAUGGCCUUUCUUUUUGCCUA
This is a messenger RNA of Alnus glutinosa, 5386 nucleotides long. RefSeq names its product increased DNA methylation 1-like. Bases 475 to 4893 code for a protein of 1472 amino acids. The transcript is spliced from 8 exons. Lineage: Eukaryota; Viridiplantae; Streptophyta; Magnoliopsida; Fagales; Betulaceae. Gene Ontology annotation, molecular function: transcription corepressor activity; acyltransferase activity, transferring groups other than amino-acyl groups; DNA binding. The record is from RefSeq and is a predicted model, not a curated record. Gene Ontology annotation, biological process: negative regulation of DNA-templated transcription.